CCAUGGCGCUGCCGAAAUUGAACAUCAUCGUUGCAGCGUGCAAAGGAAAUGGGAUUGGAAAUCAAGGUCGCCUGCCCUGGUUCCUGCCAGCUGAAAUGAGGUACUUCCGGGAAGUGACACAAGAACGUCGUGAAGAACUCCUAAAUACAUGUGAACGAAACGCAGUCAUCAUGGGACGCAAAACUUAUGAGUCGAUUCCGGAUAGAUUCAAACCUCUGAAAAAUAGAUGGAAUUUGAUAGUUUCGAAUACAUUGACUCAAGAUGAUUUUAAAGAGCAUUCUACGGACCAAAUCGUUGUCGUUAAAAGCUUCAGUGAAGCUCUAGAGCGAAUCGCAAAGAACGGGAAAAUUGAUAAAACAUGGGUGAUAGGCGGUAAUGGCAUUUAUCAAGAAGCUAUGAAGUUGCCACUUAUUGAGUAUAUUUACUUCACAAGAAUAGACGCGGAGUUUGCGUGUGAUGUGUUUUUUCCAGAAAUCGACAAUAAUUGUUUCGAAAAGAUCAGAGAAAGUGAAGAGCACAACGAGAACAAUUUGAAUUACCGAUUUUUGAUCUAUAAAAGAAAAUCAGAAAAGUGAUUUUUAAUGAGACUAAAAGAACGAUUAAGCGUAUAUUUGGAUGAUAUUGUUAUUGUCGUUUCGUAAUCGAACGAGUAUAUUUGGAUGAUAUUGUAAUUGUCGUUUCAUAAUCGAACGAUGAGAUUUGAAUUAAUUUAUUUUAAACCCUUC
This is a messenger RNA of Symsagittifera roscoffensis, 725 nucleotides long. Its product is annotated as dihydrofolate reductase-like. Gene Ontology annotation, molecular function: dihydrofolate reductase activity; NADP binding. Gene Ontology annotation, cellular component: mitochondrion. The transcript has a single exon. Gene Ontology annotation, biological process: tetrahydrofolate biosynthetic process; folic acid metabolic process; glycine biosynthetic process. NCBI's taxonomy places the organism in Eukaryota, Metazoa, Xenacoelomorpha, Acoela, Convolutidae. The record is from RefSeq and is a predicted model, not a curated record. Bases 3 to 575 code for a protein of 190 amino acids.